Molecule: messenger RNA, 1744 nt
Organism: Exophiala mesophila
Lineage: Eukaryota; Fungi; Ascomycota; Eurotiomycetes; Chaetothyriales; Herpotrichiellaceae
Product: thioredoxin reductase
Exons: 1
Coding region: 338-1429 (363 amino acids)
Biological process (GO): removal of superoxide radicals
Cellular component (GO): cytoplasm
Molecular function (GO): thioredoxin-disulfide reductase (NADPH) activity
Source: RefSeq, a predicted model, not a curated record
CGUCCUGCGUCCUGCGUCCUGCGGUAAAAAAAGUUCCAGAACAUUUUGAUGAUCAAUCCUUGUGGUUCAAUUUAACUGCUCACUUCUCAUCCUACUAUUCUCUUCAUCGAUCCAACCAUCUUCUCCCUUGUACUCUUAUUUCUAUAAACCCCUUCGCUUCCCUCCUUUCUUCCUUCCUUCACCAGCACAAACCGCCAAACUGUUCUCCUCAGCCUUUCGUCGCGCAACCACCCACCCCUUCCGCUCCUCCCUCAGUCUCUCCGUCGUCGCAACAUCUGUUUCUCUGCAUAGACCGUCCCAAGCUCCCACUCAAAUCAAAUCCUCAGCCUUUGCCACCAUGGCGUCAACUCCUCAUACAAAAGUCGCCAUUAUCGGCUCCGGCCCCGCUGCUCAUACUGCCGCCAUUUACCUGUCACGCGCCGAGCUGAAACCGGUUCUAUAUGAAGGCAUGUUAGCAAAUGGAACCGCCGCCGGAGGUCAAUUGACCACAACCACCGACGUUGAGAACUUCCCGGGUUUUUCCAAAGGUAUCGGUGGUAGUGAACUCAUGGACGAGAUGCGCGCCCAGUCCGAACGCUUUGGCACCGAGAUCAUCACCGAGACCAUUUCUCGCCUGGAUCUAUCCUCAAAACCAUUCCGGAUGUGGAGAGAGUACGAUGAUGCCGAGGGUGAGCCACCGGCGCACACCGCAGACGCCGUCAUCAUCGCGACAGGAGCCAACGCUCGACGAUUAGAUCUUCCGGGUGAGGACAAGUACUGGCAGAAUGGUAUCUCGGCCUGUGCCGUCUGUGACGGUGCAGUUCCCAUCUUCCGAAAUAAGCCCCUCUUCGUCAUCGGUGGUGGUGAUUCAGCCGCCGAAGAAGCGACCUUUCUCACAAAAUACGGCUCUCACGUCACCGUGCUGGUGCGAAAGGACGCCCUCCGAGCCUCCAAACUCAUGGCCAAGCGUCUGUUAUCAAACCCCAAAGUCACAGUCAAAUUCAACACCGUGGCCGUCGAAGUACAAGGCGAAGACAAACCCCGCGGAUUGAUGACCCAUCUCAAGGUCAAGAACGUCAAGACAGGCGAAGAAGAAGUCCUCGAAGCUAAUGGAUUAUUUUAUGCCGUCGGACACGAUCCCGCCACCGCCCUCGUCAAGACCCAGCUAGACUGCGAUGAAGACGGCUAUGUCGUCACAAAACCCGGCACCAGCUACACAUCCAUCCCCGGUGUCUUUGCUGCAGGAGACGUUCAAGACAAACGAUACCGACAGGCCAUUACCAGCGCAGGUAGUGGCUGUAUCGCUGCCUUGGAAGCAGAGAAAUAUCUCACUGAAUUGGAAGACCAAGACGGUGAAUCUGCUCCAGCGCUUGAAAACGAGAAUCAGGCAAAGAAACCAGAGAGUGAUGCCAAGAACGAGCCUGAGUAUAGAUCAAAUCCCUUGCUAUGAAGAAUAUUAGAGUUGGACGAAAUUAUGUAAAAUCGAGUCAUGGACUGAAGAGUUGGUCGAUUUAGAAGGUGAAGAGAUUGACUGCACUUUCUACUUAGAUGGAUCGUUUGUCGAGGAUACAUGUCAGAUUAGAAUAGAUGCCAAGUUGGUGAGAAACGGAAGCAAGCCUUUUUCUUCCAUUCCUGUCCUAGACAAGGAAGCCAGGACAGGCCAUCUGUCUGAAUCAACGACUAGAAAAUAGAGGAGAUGGCUCAGCUAGCUCUCUUUAGUCAGUCUUCAAUGGAUGACUUGAAGACCAUUCGACUCAUUUGUUUG